Messenger RNA from Lachancea lanzarotensis, 1215 nucleotides. RefSeq names its product LALA0S03e02938g1_1 (gene HST4). The coding region runs from base 1 to 1215 and encodes 404 amino acids. Gene Ontology annotation, biological process: negative regulation of transcription by RNA polymerase II; regulation of DNA repair; replication-born double-strand break repair via sister chromatid exchange. The record is from RefSeq and is a predicted model, not a curated record. Gene Ontology annotation, molecular function: NAD+ binding; histone deacetylase activity, NAD-dependent. Lineage: Eukaryota; Fungi; Ascomycota; Saccharomycetes; Saccharomycetales; Saccharomycetaceae. The transcript has a single exon. Gene Ontology annotation, cellular component: mating-type region heterochromatin.
AUGGAAAAUUCGCCUGAAAAUUUGCUGCGAGAAAGAACAAUGCGGCACGCCAGCGUUAAGGGACCUGCUGGAAAACAAACCGACGUUCAUCUUAAAUCUUCGUCUUCAUCUUAUCAGCCCGUUACACCUCCAUCAACGGUCAAGAAAACGGCGCGAAAAGAGAAUGUGCUUGACGUGCCAAAGCCGAUAAAACUGUUACCGGCGCUGCGAAAGUGCUCCUCGAAAACACGCAAACCACGGCUGAAAUACCGACCUCAGCCCAAUUCAGUUUUCGAUUUAUCCCUUUACAUCUCUGGUGAACGGCACUCUUCGCAGUGCAGUGAACCUAAUGCAGAGUUUUUGCGCUACGCUUUGCAACACAGCAAAAGAACGGUGGUAAUAGCGGGCGCAGGAGUAUCCACGGACGCUGGAAUCCCCGAUUUUCGUUCAUCUGAAGGCCUGUUUUCCACGCUGAAAGGUCCUGGCGUAAGUUCAGGCAAAGAUCUUUUCGAUUACAACGUUGUGUAUUCCAAUGCGGAAAUGGGUCUUCGGUUCAACCGGUUAAUCGCAGGUUUACAUGAGAAAUGCCUCCAGGUUUCGCCAACGCGAUUCCACAACUUUCUGAAUUCUAUGGCACAAGAGGGACGCUUACGUCGUUUGUACACCCAAAAUAUCGAUGCUUUAGAGGAUCAAACUACACAUCUGCAUUCGAAGAUCCCGCUAGAGAAGCCAUUCCCCGCCACAAUCCAGCUCCAUGGAAGCAUCAAACACAUGUCCUGCAACAAGUGCUCAAAAAUUUACGGACUUGACCCAAGCCUUUUCAAGCUACAUGAGCACCACGUUGAUCGUGAAGUAGUACCGCUUUGUCCUCAGUGUUCUGAAUUCGAAGCUGUACGUGUCGUUGCCGGCUUGCGUUCUCAGGGCGUUGGCAAACUACGGCCACGAGUCGUCCUAUACAAUGAAACACAUCCCGAAGGUGAAACUAUUGGCAAUGUGGUGACAAACGAUCUCAAGAACAAGCCUGAUUGUUUGAUCAUAGUUGGUACCACGCUCAAAAUCCCAGGCGUGCGGUCGAUGUGCAAACAAUUCGCUCGCAGUGUGCACGAUGCCCGUGGUAUCGUGGUGUGGAUUAACACUGAGUUACCCGCUAAAAGUAUUGAAGAUUUCGUUGAAUGCAUCGAUAUAAUCAUCGUGGGUGAUUGCCAGAUGGUCUCAGAAUUGUUGGAACAGGAAUAA